CAACACUUUCUUUCAAUUUCUCAUCAAUUAACUUACUUUCUAUCUCACAACAGCUACCACGAAAAGCAUCAACCAUGGCUUCUUUAACCUCUGCUUUGGCAACUACAUCUCCUUCUGUGAAGCCACAUUCUUCUUCACGGACCAAAUCACUGUUGCCUGUAGUUUUCAAGCUGAUCACAAACCCAACUUUAAGUAACAGCUCCAAGCUUUUCACUUCCUCCACAAACUACAACAGUUUCUCAGAACCCAAAACAUCUUUCACUUUCAAAAGUCACGCCAUUCCAUCUAAUAAUAACUCAACACCCUGCAAAGUCCAAGAACUGUAUGUGUAUGAGAUAAACGAGAGAGAUCGUGGGAGUCCUGCUUAUCUAAGUUUGAGCCAGAAAUCUGUCAAGUCUCUAGGUGAUCUUGUCUGUUUUAGCAACAAACUGUAUACGGGGGAUAUGCAGAAACGGAUAGGAAUAACAUCGGGGAUGUGCAUUCUGGUCCAACACAAACCGGAGAAGAAUGGAGAGCGUUACGAGGCGUUGUCCAGCUUUUACUUCGGCGACUACGGUCACAUGACGGUGCAGGGACCUUACAUGACCUACGAGGAUUCGUAUCUGGCUGUGACUGGUGGGACAGGGAUCUUCCUUGGGGUCAUCGGCCGGGUUAGGCUGCACCAAAUUCUGUUCCCUCUCAAGCUCUACCAUAGCUUCUAUUUGGAGGGCAUUGCAGACCUCCCCGAGGAGCUGCUUGGGGAGCCUGUUGAGCCCAACCUAGAAGUCGAGCCCAGCUCUGCUGCACAAGCUUGUGAACCCCAUGCCACCAUUGCUAGUUUCACUGAAUAAUUAUGUUAACCAUGAUCUCAAGUAAAGGUUGUUUUAGAAUUUAUGGGUUAUUUUUCUCCUUUUUCCUUGUCCACGUCCUUUGUUUUGAUAAUCAAUGCGAUUGGCAAUAAAUAAUUUGUUUUCUUGCCCAUGGUCUGCUUACGGAUAUUUUUUGGCUCAUGGACACUA
Molecule: messenger RNA, 998 nt
Organism: Theobroma cacao (cacao)
Lineage: Eukaryota; Viridiplantae; Streptophyta; Magnoliopsida; Malvales; Malvaceae
Product: allene oxide cyclase, chloroplastic-like
Biological process (GO): jasmonic acid biosynthetic process
Molecular function (GO): allene-oxide cyclase activity
Source: RefSeq, a predicted model, not a curated record